UGGGGUCCACCGACCUUCGGGCCCGCGGCGUCCGGGCGGUAGCCUCUGCCCGGGUCCUGGGGUCCCCGGCGCCGCCCGCCCCCGGCCCGUCCCCCGCCAUGGGGCAGGGGGACACGGGCGAAGCGGCCAGUCCCACGCCCUACCGCUCGGUCCUGGACGAGUACGGCUAUGAGAUCGGCAAGGUCAUAGGUCACGGCUCCUACGGCACCGUCUACGAGGCCUACUACACCAAGCAGAAGAUCACCGUGGCCAUCAAGAUCAUCAACAAGAAGAAGGCGUCUGAGGACUACCUCACCAAGUUCCUGCCCCGGGAGAUCCAGGUGGUCAAAGUCCUGCGCCACAAGUACCUCAUCAACUUCUACCAGGCCAUCGAGACCACGUCGCGCGUCUACAUCAUCCUGGAGCUGGCUCAGGGCGGCGACGUGCUGGAGUGGAUCCAGCGCAGCGGGGCCUGCUCGGAGCCUCUGGCCGGCAAGUGGUUCUCCCAGCUGACCCUGGGCAUCGCCUACCUGCACAGCAAGGGCAUCGUGCAUCGGGACCUGAAGCUGGAGAACCUGCUGCUGGACAAGCGAGAGAACGUGAAGAUCUCGGACUUCGGCUUCGCCAAGAUGGUGAUCCCGCCCAACCAGCCCGUGCGCAGCCCCUCCUGCCACCUCAUGAGCUGCUUCGGGCACCUCAGCCAGACUUACUGCGGCAGCUUCGCCUACGCCUGCCCCGAGAUCCUGCUGGGGCUCCCCUACAACCCCUUCCUGUCCGACAUCUGGAGCAUGGGCGUCAUCCUCUACACGCUGGUGGUCGCCCACCUGCCCUUCGACGACACCAACCUCAAGCGGCUGCUGCGCGAGACCCAGAAGGAGGUGGUCUUCCCAGCUCACGCCCACAUCUCGUCCGACUGCAAGGACCUGAUCCGCCAGCUCCUGCGCCAGGCCUCCAAGCGCGUCAACAUCCUGGACAUCCUGAAGAACCCCUGGCUGCUCAAGUUCCAGGCCGAGCGGCCGAACAACGAGAUCCGCGUGCUGGAGGCCCUCUGCCUGCCUCAACCGGCCCACCCCGACCGCAAGGAAACCUCCCCCGCCGGCGGGAGCCCUGGAAAAGGCAGCUGAGGGGCGGGAAGGUGGGAUGGGAUGG
Molecule: messenger RNA, 1128 nt
Organism: Tachyglossus aculeatus (Australian echidna)
Lineage: Eukaryota; Metazoa; Chordata; Mammalia; Monotremata; Tachyglossidae
Gene: TSSK4
Product: testis specific serine kinase 4
Exons: 4
Coding region: 99-1103 (334 amino acids)
Biological process (GO): intracellular signal transduction; protein phosphorylation; microtubule cytoskeleton organization
Cellular component (GO): cytoplasm
Molecular function (GO): tau-protein kinase activity; ATP binding; protein serine/threonine kinase activity
Source: RefSeq, a predicted model, not a curated record